AUUUGUACAGGGAAUUGGGAAUACUCAACAUCAUGGCCAGCGGCGCCCCCAAGCCGCCGAGAGGUGGGGAAAUGGCGAGGUGGUCGGGUGGAUUCACGGAGGCCGAAAUGCAGGCGGCUGCAUUCAGGCGCCGAAUGAAGGCGGGAGGUAACGAUGUCGAGACUCUAAAAUCCGAGAAGAAGAAGAAAAAGAAGGAGAAGAAGGCCAAGAAAGCCAAGAAGAACCAUCGUCAUGAAGGAAAGGACGAAUUUGGACGCGAUAUACUCCCCGGAACAACGCCGCCGUCGCGGUCGCCAUCUGAGAGCUCUCGGUCCAGUUCGCCGCCACCGGACCCCGUGCGACCAGACCUGGACGAGCAACGACACAACAUCAAACACACACCACGUCCACCGAGCAGUCGAAGCCGCAGCCGUGACCGAAGUCGCAGUCGUGAGCGCAGUCGAGGUCGAAGCCGCGAACGAACUGCAUCAAGACGGAAUCGAAGCCGCGAACGAAAUGCAACGCGAAGUCGAAGUCGAAGCCGUGGUCGCCGGUCAGACGUUGCCAAGAAACCCUGGACGCACGAUGCAUUCUUCAAUCGCAGCCCGAGUCCCAUUCGGCAAAUCGAUCCGUUCUACAAGCCCAACCCAGAAUCAUGGGUCUCUCGCGCUGGGGGCGUCUACCUGCCAAAGCAAUAGAUGUGCGUUCGGUCCAUCCAUCCGAGCGAGCAUGUAGAUUGCCGGAUGCUCGUGACCUACACGAUAAAAUAUAUUUGAGAUAUCACCCAUUUUAUGAAAUAUUUGGCGUCGCG
Messenger RNA from Aphanomyces invadans, 790 nucleotides. RefSeq lists its product as hypothetical. The transcript has 3 exons. The record is from RefSeq and is a predicted model, not a curated record. The coding region runs from base 33 to 677 and encodes 214 amino acids. NCBI's taxonomy places the organism in Eukaryota, Oomycota, Saprolegniomycetes, Saprolegniales, Verrucalvaceae.